This is a messenger RNA of Diaporthe citri, 1470 nucleotides long. RefSeq lists its product as uncharacterized. Lineage: Eukaryota; Fungi; Ascomycota; Sordariomycetes; Diaporthales; Diaporthaceae. The record is from RefSeq and is a predicted model, not a curated record. The transcript has a single exon. Bases 1 to 1470 code for a protein of 489 amino acids. Gene Ontology annotation, molecular function: protein binding.
AUGUCUCGCGACGUGGUGGAGAAUGGCGCCCCCACUACUCCGUCAUCCAACGCGCUCCCUGAGCCGCAGCCAGAUCCCCAGACCCAGACCCAGUCGCACUCUCAGUCGCAGGCCGACCGACUCGCGCGGCUGCCCGACAAGCUGCUGCUGCUCAUCUUUGACAUGCUAGCCCACGAGUCGAGGCACGACAUCUGCAACGUCUCGAUCCUCAGCCACAAGUACCACACCCUGGCCGACCGCAUCUAUCGCAGCAUCCUCUUCGAAUCGCCCGAGCACCAUCUUAUCUUCAGCGAGUCGCUCGACCGCCGCCCGCGCCGUGGCUCCAUGAUCGAGAACAUCAAGCUCGAGUACCCGAGCUCCGAGCUGUCGCACCUCAUCCUCGACAGCGCCCUCGACCAGCAGUCCGCCCGCUCCAACACCUUCCGCAAGGGCGUCGAUGGCCUGUCGCGCGCCCUCGCCUCCAUGUCCAACCUCGAGACCCUCGACAUCGCCGUCCCCGUCAAGCUGCUGCACGGCAUCGGCGCCCUCUUCAACGGGCCCUUCGACCUCGCCGGCCUCAAGACGUGCUCUCUGUUCUACCAGUGCCCCGACAACGGCUACUGGGACCUGCGCGAGAACAUCCACAUCUUCACCCAUCCCACCCUCGAGACUCUGACCAUCCGCCGCGCCAAGCUCGACGAGAGGGGCUUCGACUUCAUGGAGCGACCCCAUAGCACCGCCCUCAAGUCCCUACGCCUGCUCGAGUGCGACAUCAACGACGACUCGCUCGCCGACAUCAUGGAGUUCCCAGAGGGCCUGCGCGAGUUCUACCUCUACCACACGGCCGAGCCCACCCCUGACCUCGAGGAGGGCUCCGACGAGAUCUGCGAGCACAUCAUGGCCCUGAAAGACCAGGCAGAGACCCUCGAGUCCAUCACCAUCGACCACCCCACCCUGGGCGGCCGCAGGGUCCUGCGCCUGCGCGACUUCCAGUCCGUCAAGUACCUGCGCCUCAACCGCGACACCCAGCUGUUCGGCAAGACGGGGCGCAAGCCCCGCCUGCACUCGGCCGGCCUGCCCCCGCGCCUCGAGGUCCUCGAGUUCACCGAGCCCCUCGGCGGCGACGACACCGUCACCGAGCUGUUCGCCAUGAUGCUGCAGAACAUCGAGUUCAUGGCCCGCGAGCUGCGGGCCCUGAUCGUGGUCGAGGGCCCGGACGGCGUGCCGGAGCAGAUCCUGGAGGCGUGCAAGGACAAGAAGUUCGAGCUGGACAUCAGGCCGCAGGAGGACGGGGAGGCCAACGGACACCCGCGGCCGCCACCACCGCUAGAAACACCAAAGACCAAAGACGAUAGACCGGGAUACCCAAAGACGCAGGACACAGCAUGCGAGAAACUCAAGAUGAAGGACAGGGUGCGGUGGAACGCGCUCAGCGAGGAGGCAUGGUCGAAGCGCGGCGAGACGGAGAGGAAGCCGUUCGAUCCGGCCUGA